CUAAGGAGCGUGGCGACGCGAAAGGACGAGGCAGGAAGCAGCUGUCGCCCCGGCCCCCGCGGCGAGCAGUCCCAGGAUGCUCCGCGCCGCACCGCGCCUGGCCCCGGACUCCAUUUCACAGCAGCCACUGCGGCUGGCGCCGACAGCCUCCCCGAGCGCUUUGGCCCCUUUGUGAGUCCGCCCGUGGGGCCCGAGAUCGAGUCCACGCCCCGGCCGCAGAGCGCUCGGCUCCCCGCCUCCGCGAACGGUGCGGACCCAAGUGCCGACUCUCGGGGAGAAGGCGCUGUUUUCUCUGGACACUGCCCGUCUCCCAAAGAGAAGCCAGAAGGAGGAGGACGGAAGGGCUGUCCUCAAUUCUUAAAGCCAUGUCCCAGGAUUUGGUGACAUUUGGGGAUGUGGCUGUAGAUUUCUCUCAAGAGGAGUGGGAAUGGCUGAACCCUGCUCAGAGGAAUUUGUACAGGAAAGUGAUGUUGCAGAACUAUAGGAGCCUGGUAUCACUGGGAGUUUCAGUUUCUAAGCCAGAUGUGAUCUCAUUAUUGGAGCAAGGAAAAGAGCCCUGGAUGGUGAAGAAGGAGGGGACAAGAGGAGCAUGCCCUGAUUGGAAGUAUGCACUUAAAAACAAUGAAUUUUCAUCAAAGCAAGUUAUUUAUGAGGAAUCAUCCAAAGUAAGGACAAUGGGAAGAAGCCAUCUUAGUUAUAACCUUGACUGCUCCAGUUUGAGAGAAGACUCUAAAAAUGAGGACUGGUUUAAGAACCACUUGGGAAGUCAGGAGAUACAUUCUAGUCAACUGAUCAUCACUCAUAAAGAAAUCCUGACUAAAGAUCAAAGUAAUGAAUAUACUAAAUCUUGGCAAACUUUCCAUCAGGAUGCAAUCUUUGAUAUAAGGCAGAGUUUUCCCACCAAAGAAAGAAUACAUAAGCAUGAGCCACGAAAGAGAAGCUACAGGAAAAAAUCUGUUGAAAUGAAACGUAAGAAAGUCUAUGUAGAAAAGAAACUUUUGAAAUGUAAUGAAUGUGAGAAGGUUUUCAACCAGAGCUCAUCUCUUACUCUUCAUCAGAGAAUUCACACUGGAGAGAAACCCUAUGCAUGUGUUGAAUGUGGGAAAACCUUCAGCCAGAGUGCGAACCUAGCUCAACAUAAGAGAAUACAUACUGGAGAGAAACCCUAUGAAUGUAAAGAAUGUAGGAAAGCCUUCAGCCAGAAUGCCCAUCUUGCUCAACAUCAGAGAGUUCAUACUGGAGAGAAACCUUAUCAGUGUAAAGAAUGUAAAAAAGCCUUCAGCCAGAUUGCACACCUGACUCAACAUCAGAGGGUUCAUACUGGAGAAAGACCUUUUGAAUGUAUUGAAUGUGGAAAGGCCUUUAGUAAUGGCUCAUUUCUUGCUCAGCAUCAGAGAAUUCACACAGGAGAGAAGCCUUAUGUAUGUAACGUGUGUGGGAAAGCCUUCAGCCAUCGGGGAUACCUAAUUGUACAUCAGAGAAUUCAUACCGGAGAGAGACCCUAUGAAUGUAAGGAAUGUAGGAAAACCUUCAGCCAGUAUGCACACCUGGCUCAACAUCAGAGAGUUCAUACUGGAGAGAAACCUUAUGAGUGUAAAGUAUGUAGGAAAGCCUUCAGCCAGAUUGCAUACCUUGAUCAACAUCAGAGGGUUCAUACUGGAGAGAAGCCCUAUGAAUGUAUCGAAUGUGGGAAGGCCUUUAGCAAUAGCUCGUCACUUGCACAACAUCAGAGAAGUCAUACCGGAGAGAAACCUUACAUGUGUAAGGAAUGCAGGAAAACAUUUAGCCAGAAUGCAGGCCUUGCUCAACAUCAGCGAAUUCACACUGGAGAGAAACCUUACGAAUGUAACAUUUGUGGGAAAGCCUUUAGCUAUAGUGGAUCUCUUACUCUACAUCAAAGAAUUCAUACUGGGGAAAGACCCUAUGAAUGUAAGGAUUGCAGGAAAUCUUUCAGGCAGCGAGCACACCUUGCUCAUCAUGAGAGAAUUCAUACAAUGGAGUCAUUCUUGACUCUUUCCUCCCCCUCCCCCUCCGUGUCCAGUCAGUUGCCAAGACCUGUAGGUUCUAUCUCCUAAAUAUGCCUUGAAUCUGACUCUAAUUAAUUUCCAUUCUGUCAUCUUCGUCCAGUACACAAUAAUCUAUUUGACAUGGACUAUAGAAAUAACUUUCUAAUUGAUCUCCCUGUGUUUACCAUUUCCUGCUAGUAGUGCAUAUUGCAGUCAAACUUGUGUUUAAAAAGUUUAAUCAUAUCACUUCUCCUUCAUUAAAACCCUUCAUUGGCAUCCCAUAGGUCUUAGGUCAAGGCACACAUUCCUCAAAAUAGCCUAAAAGACCUCCAACCCCCAAUACUUUGUUCCAGUCUACAUUUCAGAGUCCCAUCUCAUGUCAAUAUCCAUCUCAUUCUUUGGCUACUUAUCAACAUUAAGAAUUUAUAGUGCAGCAUCAAGUAGAUCUGGGUUCCAAUUCUUACUCUUCCAUUUUCUGGCCCUCUAGUUUUGGAGAAACCUUUUGUCCCUUGUAAGCUUCAGUCUUUUUAUUUAUAUUAUGGAAAUAAUAAUGGUACUACCUCAAGUUAAUGUAAGGAUUAAAUGAAAUAAUGCAUGUGAAGUGCUCAGCAGAGUGCCUAGCAUAAAGUAAUCACUCAAUAAACACUAACAUAAAAUUAAAAGGUACUAUGAAAAAAGAUCAUUUCAGCAAUGAUUAUCUGCGAAAUAACAAAGCAACCCAAAAGACUGUAAAGGUUUUUGAUUAGGAACAGCAGUCAUUGUUCUAAAGGUGGGUAAUAGUGGUAUCC
Mesoplodon densirostris (Blainville's beaked whale) is the source of this 2794-nucleotide messenger RNA. RefSeq names its product zinc finger protein 583 (gene ZNF583). The record is from RefSeq and is a predicted model, not a curated record. Lineage: Eukaryota; Metazoa; Chordata; Mammalia; Artiodactyla; Ziphiidae. Bases 366 to 2075 code for a protein of 569 amino acids. The transcript is spliced from 5 exons. Gene Ontology annotation, cellular component: nucleus. Gene Ontology annotation, molecular function: DNA-binding transcription activator activity, RNA polymerase II-specific; RNA polymerase II cis-regulatory region sequence-specific DNA binding. Gene Ontology annotation, biological process: regulation of transcription by RNA polymerase II.